Molecule: messenger RNA, 1479 nt
Organism: Closterium sp. NIES-65
Lineage: Eukaryota; Viridiplantae; Streptophyta; Zygnematophyceae; Desmidiales; Closteriaceae
Source: the annotation of a GenBank genome assembly
AUGCUCGGCGUACCACUCACGAAGCUGCUGAGGGGACCGGGUCUCACGACUGCGCUGCUGCUGCUGGCGCGGACCACCACCAGACCCACUCCUCUGCGUAGAGUCGCGAGCAGCUCCACCGCCGCCGCCGCCGCCUCCGCCACCUCCGCCACUUCCGCUCCCUCCGCCACCACCGCCGCCUCCUCCGCCUCCACUGCUGCCACCGCCGCCGCCACCCCCGCCACCACUCCCACCACCACCCCCACCCCCUCCACUGCCUCCACCGCCACCUCCACCGCCCCUGCUAGCCCCUCCAGCUCCCUUGCCCCCCUUGCCCUUGCCGUUGCCGAGAACGACCUCGCCUUCAACGUCAGCAAGUCAAAGUCGAUCCAGGCCUUCGUUGACGCGGUGAUCGUGUAUGCUAAACCGUACACCCUCCCCACCCCAUACAAGGUGUCCAGCCCGUUGCUCGAGAAGCUGAAGGCGGGCUCGGAGGACCUUGUGCGGCCGCUAACGGACAGCUCGAAGACAAGCGGGUGCACGCUCUCCAUCGAUGGGUGGACAUGCAUCGAAUCCUGCGGUUUGGUGUGUGUAAUCGCGCUUAAUGACACUGCACCCGUCAUCAUCGACAUCGUCGAUUCGAAGACCGCGAAAAAAACCAGGGACUGCUUGGCGGGUCUAAUUGAGGGAGCGAUCAAGACGGUGGGGCCGAAGCAUGUCGUCCAAGUCGUGAUGGACAACGCUUCGAAGAACAAGAACGCCGCCAACAAGCUACGCCUGGAGUAUCCGCAUAUCUUCUUCACCAACUGCGCCGCCCACUGCCUAGAUCUCAUGUUGCACGACAUCGGCAAAAUCCCUGCUAUAAAGCACGUCCUUGCGCUGGUGCACAGCGUAGUGAUGAUGAUCAAAGGCUCCGCUUCAGCCGUCGUGUUGUUCCGUGAGCUUUUUACCAAGCUCUCGUUGGUGCGGCUGGGUGCAACGAGAUUCGGCACCCAGGUCAUCAUGCUCGGCAGGUUCCUGGAGGUGAAGCGCGCGUUAAGAGUGAUAGUAAUCAGCGACCGAGGGGAGGGCAGGCUGGGCUCUCACAAUGCCCGUUGGGCAGCAACGACCUUGGUGGAGGCGGGGCGCAUGAUGGAUGCGGAAUGGUGGUUCCUGUUUGGUAGGGAUGUGCAUGCGCCCCAAGGCUUGGCUGUGACGUCACUCUCACAGCCAGUCACCUCCUCCAAGGUGGAGCGCUAUUGGUCAGCGCUGGCACGGCGAAAGGCAGCGCUGAGCUCCAAGCUCUAUUCGGACCUGGGCAACGGCACCCUCAGAGAGGCUGCCAUCAACCCGGCCGAAGUGGAGGAGGAGGAAGGGGAUGCUGAAGAGGAGGGACAAGUGGAGGAGGAGGAAUACACCAUUGAUUGGUCGGAAUUUGGAAGCAUCGGCAAGAAGAGGAAAGGGAAGGCGGGUGAGUCAUCUAAAGGGAAGAAGAAGGGGAAGGGCAACGGGGGUUCGUGA